Messenger RNA from Mytilus californianus (California mussel), 2004 nucleotides. Its product is annotated as mitochondrial substrate carrier family protein ucpB-like. NCBI's taxonomy places the organism in Eukaryota, Metazoa, Mollusca, Bivalvia, Mytilida, Mytilidae. The transcript has 6 exons. The record is from RefSeq and is a predicted model, not a curated record. Bases 289 to 1212 code for a protein of 307 amino acids.
UUCCUGUUAUGUUCACUAAUUAAUGUACUGUCAUGUUUUCAUUCAAUAUGAGGCAAAUAUAUGUUAUUUCCAAAUUAUAUGGCCAUCGUGUACAAGAUAAAUCGAUCUCUUGAUCAUAUACUCUGAUUGAAAGUCACUUGAGGCUGCAUGCAUCGUUAAACACUAUUUUUAAUACAGUCAAUGAAGCGUCAAAUAAGAAUAAACAACAUAAGAUGAUCAGGAGAAAAUAAAUACUAGCAUGAAGAACGAAGACAUAUGAUAACAUAAGUAUAGAUCAGGAAAAUAAUUAUGAAGAACGAGGACAAAUGGAGAUUUUUAUUAGCAGGUGUUUCCAAUAUGUGUGGCGCUACAGCUACAAAUCCAUUAGAUGUCAUUAAAAUUCGAAUGCAGUUAGAAAAUGAACUAACUCGACAAAAAGGACUAGACGUUUUAAGGAAUAGGUAUUAUGAGGGUGUCAUCAAAGGUGGGAUUCAAAUUUACAAAGAUGAAGGAAUCCGAGGUCUAUAUAAAGGUUUGUUGCCGUCUAUGAUGAGAGAAGGUCUCUAUAGUGGGAUUCGUUUAGGUGCAUAUGAGCCAAUCAAAGUUCUCCUUGGAGCAAAAGAUAAAGCACACACACCAUUGUGGAAGAAGAUUUGUGCUGGCGCCGUAUCAGGUGUGAUAGGCAGUUCUAUAGCAACCCCUACGGAUCUAGUGAAAGUUAGGAUGCAGGCAUGCACUCAUGGACAUUUGACGGGGGACAAAACACCCCGUUAUAAAAGUACGUAUUCAGCUUUUGCAGAAAUAAUUGGAAAGGAAGGAGUAAAAGGAUUAUAUGUAGGUGUUGGACCAACUGUAAAAAGGGCAGCAAUUCUUACGGCAACGCAGAUCCCAAGUUAUGAUCAUACUAAGCACACGAUACUGAACUUGAAAUGGAUGGACGAAGGGCCACAACUACAUGUAAUAUCAUCUAUGGUAGCUGGUUUCAUGGCAGCACUUACUACCUCGCCAGUAGAUGUCGUCAAAACUAGAAUCAUGAACCAGAAAUACGAACAUCAUCAUCAGAAGGUUUAUACGGGUACAUUUGACUGUUUGAUGAAAAUUGUCAAAACAGAAGGAUUUUUGGGACUUUAUAAAGGAUUUAUACCUAACUGGAUGAGAAUUGGUCCUCAUACCGUUAUAUCAUUUUUUAUAUUCGAACAGUUAAGACUAUUUGUUGGAAUGGAUCCUGUUUGAUGUAAGAGAGGACUAGGAGUGUUUUGCAGUUUAGUGUUUGACGCUUCUCAGGAAACACAUAAACAGUUUAAUCCACGAGAUAUUUUUAUCCAUAUACAUGUAUAUUAAGUUUUUUUUUAUAUUUAAAGUAAUUUUUAACUCAUUUGGCAGAAGGGAAGAGUGAGCUGAUGCUAUCACUUAGCGUCCGUCGUCCACCGUUCAAAUUUUUUAUUUCAAAUAUCUUCUCGUCAGAAACUACUUAUCUAAUUCAAAACUUAACAAUUAUCAUCCCAAGGGUGUCUAUAGUUUAGUGUAUUAAACAUAUUAUAGUCCAUGGACCAACAAAGUUGCCAUAGUUAAAAUAGAACAUAAGGGUAAAAUGCAAGUACACAUCUAAUAUAUAUAUAUAGAUACAGGAAAUCUUACCGGAACAAGUAUGUCCAAAGUGUCAAGAUCUAUCUUCUGCAUAUCUACUCCCCAAAUUAUCGAGCACUCCUUAAAGGAGAUUUUGCUUUUAAUUGAUCCAUGUUGAACAAUAAAUGCAGUUCUUCUUUGUGUGUUCAGCUGUUAAUUUGUGUUAUUUAGAUUUAUCAACCUAUAUGGCCGCCAUAACAAAGGGUUUAAUUUCCAAUAAUUUUCUUAUAUAUAUCUCAAAAUCUAUAGCAGCAAAGUAAAUUAUGACAUGGGCCAUGGACAGUCAAUUUCUGUUGUAACUCCAUCAAAUCUGUCAGACGAUUCCUUAUUGGAAUAAUGAAUUUUACAAUUCUAGCAGUUUUCAAAAUUAUCUUUGAAUAAAUUGAAUUGAGAUCUGAA